AUGGCCAAAGUUUAUGUCGGCAAUCUGAGCUGGAGUACGACUGACGAUGGACUCGCGCAGGCGUUUAGUCCGUAUGGUCAGCUUACUGACUAUAUUGUCAUGAAAGAUCGAGACUCUGGUCGCUCCCGCGGUUUUGGUUUCGUUACUUUUAUGACUCAGCAGGAGGCCGAUGCUGCCAUCAUGGCCCUCAACGAACAGGAGCUAGAUGGUCGUCGCAUUCGAGUCAACAUGGCAAACUCGCGCCCCCCUAUGGUGCAUGGAGGCAUGACGGGGGCAAGCCUCGGAUACAGCGGCUUGACCGGUGGCUAUGGUGCUGGUGCUUACGGCGCCGCGCAACCUGCCUACACUGCGUAUGCGCAGCCUGCCGGAUUCGGUUAUGGUCAUCAAGCAGCAUAUCCCGCUUAUCAGCAACAACCUUAUGGUGCACAGCCAGCUGCAUUCCCCCCAACCCCUGGAUUCGCACCUCAGCAGACUGUUUACCCGUACGGUGCGCAACAAUUUCCUCCCCCCGCCCAAGGCUACCAAGGGCAACCUUCGCCUAGUGUGCCAGGGUAUGGAAGCCAAGGAUAUUAA
Messenger RNA from Malassezia globosa CBS 7966, 573 nucleotides. RefSeq lists its product as uncharacterized. The transcript has a single exon. Gene Ontology annotation, cellular component: nucleus. Gene Ontology annotation, molecular function: RNA binding. The coding region runs from base 1 to 573 and encodes 190 amino acids. Lineage: Eukaryota; Fungi; Basidiomycota; Malasseziomycetes; Malasseziales; Malasseziaceae. The record is from RefSeq and is a predicted model, not a curated record.